Messenger RNA from Nicrophorus vespilloides, 2047 nucleotides. RefSeq names its product calcitonin gene-related peptide type 1 receptor-like. The transcript has 9 exons. Lineage: Eukaryota; Metazoa; Arthropoda; Insecta; Coleoptera; Silphidae. Gene Ontology annotation, biological process: cell surface receptor signaling pathway; adenylate cyclase-modulating G protein-coupled receptor signaling pathway. Gene Ontology annotation, molecular function: G protein-coupled peptide receptor activity. Gene Ontology annotation, cellular component: plasma membrane. The record is from RefSeq and is a predicted model, not a curated record. Bases 439 to 1656 code for a protein of 405 amino acids.
GUGGAAUUCCUGACGGAAAUGUGUAGAUUUAGUAUGAUUGAUUAUCGUUUGGUGGAGGUUACCUAAGAGUUCCUGACCUUGGUGAACCUUGACAUAGGCAGACAAACCAAGCGCUUUGACAGGUCCAUCUCGUUCGUUGGUGGAGGCGGCGGCGCCGUCGUCGACUGUUUUAGCCGCCGCCGCCACGCUCGAAAUAUGUAAUACAUGUUUCAGUCUUUAUCAGGCGACUCCCGAAGUUCGCUGCUCGUCGGUUCGGGUCCAUCGGGCGAAACAAACUUACGAGAUCUCUUCGCACGCGCUCUUACAGAAAAAAUAAAAUCAACAAUCCAAUCCGAAAGUUUAAAGUUGCUGAAAGCAGUUGCCGAAAGUUGAAGACGUGAUUUUCUUCUUUGGAAGACGAGGAAGCAGUUGGAGGGUACAGAGCAGGAUUAGUUGGCCAUGUCCGAGGACAGAUUAAGGGAAGUUAACGAGCAGAUUCGGCAACAGUGUUUGAAGUUACUUAAGAGGGAUGGUUUCUGUCCGCCAAUAGCAACGGAGAGGAACGGUCACGUGCUUUGCUGGCCGGCCACGCCCCCGGGAAGUGUUGCCAACACAUCAUGUCCUCCGGACGCUUCUUACGAUCCUAAUCAAUUUGUUUAUAAGGAAUGCUGGCCGAAUGGGACUUGGUUUGUCCAUCCGGAGUCCACCAACGGAAAGGAUUGGACUAACUACACAAACUGCAUAAAUAACGAAGUGCUGGAGUUCAACACGUACAUCAAUGAUCUCUUCGUCAUAGGCUACUUGGUGUCUCUGGUGGCCCUUAUCAUUUCUCUCACGAUUUUUCUGCUGUGUAGAUCCUUAAAGUGCACUAGGAUUCGCAUACACAUACAACUUUUUCUCUCUUUCAUAAUGAAUAACGUGAUGUGGAUCAUCUGGUAUUGCGAGGUCAUUCCGCGAUCGGAUCUCUUCAACAGCGAAAACCCGUUUUGGUGUUCGAUACUGGAAUUCCUGCUGCGUUAUUUCUUGGUGGCCAAUUACAUGUGGAUGUUCUGUGAGGGUCUGUACCUUCACAUAUCCCUGGUGGUCGUCUUCGUGAAGGACGAAGUAGCUUGGAAGUGGUUCUUGCUGAUCGGUUGGGGAGUCCCUCUUUUGAUCAUAUCACUUUACGUCACCAUUAGGAUCCACGUGCUCGAUGACACACAGGGAUGCUGGAUGGAUCAAAGCCAAGCCGAGUACAUUUAUUCGGUUCCGGUCUGCAUCACUCUCGUAGCCUCAUUAGUGUUUCUGAUCAACGUGCUUCGGGUGAUCCUCACCAUAAUGCAUCCCAAUUCCGAUAAUCCGGCUCCUGUGAGGGUGAAGAAAGCUGCGAGGGCCGCUUUGAUUCUCAUACCGCUGUUCGGAUUGCAGUACGUCCUCAUUCCUUUUAGGCCGGAUCAAGGCCACCCGUACGCACAACUCUACGAAUACGUUACUGUCGUUGUAACAUCCUUACAAGGUUUAUGCGUGUCGUGCCUGUUCUGCUUCGCAAAUCAGGACGUCCAUCAUGCGAUCAGGGGCUUCAUCAACAAGAGAUUGUACUCCUCUGGAUGGAGCAAUUACCAAUAUACCGGAGGUAUGGAUAGCGCCGGAGUCUACGUGAUCAACGGAAACAACACGAACAGCGUGCGGAUGCUUUGACUAAACCGGAAGUCCCGAAAUUCCGAUGACGAGGGACGCGUUCUCGCAACGGACAAGAGGGAGGACGAAACCAUUGUGCAGUUGGAGCAGAUCGACGCCGUCGAAGAGAACGAGCUUUGAGCGACGCGACGCCGGAAGGAUUCAAUUUUCCGAUCAUCGAUCCGUAAAUUCAAAUCCUAAUGACAUUCAUUAAUUAAAACUCUAUUCAUCCUCAACAGCCAAAUUUCCUUUCAUCCUUCAUUUCAGACUGCAAAUCAGUUUACAGCAAAAAUAAAUCGAGAUAAUAUUGCAUAUUCAAUAUAAGUAUAAAUCAACAUCAGUAAAAAAAAUCGCCAUAUGUUGCUAAUUUAAUGCAACCAUUUUUAUUUAUUUUCAGAACGUUUUCAUUUGA